CGUCUCCGACGUUAGACCCGUCGCUGUCGAAGCCGCCGCAAAGUACAGGACGGUGAUCUGAGGCGGCGGCAUGGCUGAUGCCAGAGGAGCCUAUCCAGUCAGCGCAAUGUCUACACCGGCUCUGCGACGCUUUGCGCUGAAAAGCUGGCGAAUUUCAGGUGGUGACAGUACCGGAGAGAGCUGGCUCACGAUGUUAUGGAUGGCGCCGACGACUCCGUGAUCCGCACGCCCGUUACCCCUUUUCGUCCUUCCCUUUGCCUUCGACCGCCGUUGUCACCGCCGCCGCUCGCGCAUCCUUCCUUAUGUUCGCCAGCGACGCUCAGAGAGCCUUGGAAGAGAAACAGCUAUAUGCUCUCUUUCCCGAGAUCGAACUUUGGGCCGGCGGUCCCAUAACGCGCCUGCGCGAAUCCUGCCUCACAGUACAGGAUCACUUGUCGAGAGCGGGCCUGCUCUUCACGAUGAGCCUCCCUCUCAAAGCGCUCAUGCGCAGCGCCGGCGCCUACGCCGUCCAUGUCGCCAACGUCUUCACCGCCCUUCGCGACGUCAUCGUCCUCAUCUCCCAAGGCAUUGCCUCUGACGAGCCGGACUCCCUUAACAACUACACCACCCUUCUCAAGGAGAAGAUACUCUAUGUGCACUCGCGCAUCGAAGAAGCACUAGACGCCCGGAACGCUGCAGAUGCUACACUUCGCACACUCAGGAAGGCCGUCGAAGAGUGGACCCCGUUCGCUGACGAUCCCAUCCUCGCUUGUCUUGCUUUCGUUGUCGACUAUUUCUCUCCAGUCGACAAAGAGAACCGUGAUCUCCUGGAAUUCGCAGCAGAAGCCCAGACGUUGCACGAGCGCAUCGGCCACAUCACGGCGCUUCUGUCGCAAACGAUGAUGCUUGUGCAGGGCAUACCAGGGCGCUUUCCUCAGGACAAAAUCAUGAAUAUCCGCCUCCUUCCUGACCAGGAACGCGUCAGGGUCGUGAAUCUCGUACGGGAGGCAGAUACAAGGCUUGAGUUGUUGGCCUGGUGGGGUCGCGGUAUGGGGGAGACCCUGACCAAGAAUGCAGGACACAUUCCACUGGUACGCAAUUUAUCUUCAUCUAGACAGUCCGAUACCGAACUUGACCAGCACGCAUAACGCUGUCGAGCUCGGGCGUGAUGCCCAUCGUCUCCAGCGGCAUACAUCAAGUUUACGCAUGACG
Molecule: messenger RNA, 1191 nt
Organism: Schizophyllum commune H4-8
Lineage: Eukaryota; Fungi; Basidiomycota; Agaricomycetes; Agaricales; Schizophyllaceae
Exons: 2
Coding region: 303-1127 (274 amino acids)
Source: RefSeq, a predicted model, not a curated record